GAAAGGAUAUGGAUAAAAGAGAGAUAUAAAUACUUUAUUAUUUGAGUUUUUUUUCUCAGAUUGAUCACAAAGUCCCCUAGGGCCCGGGCUGCCAAUCUAUGAAUGGCAGAUGUUAAAUGCCACAGUGACAAUUUAUUAAGUUGGUGGGGGGAGCUGUUGUGGUCUCAAAUGAAAUGCCAGGACCUAUUGAAUCCCAUGUCAGACUUGCCUAGGGCUCAGUAUCAGAGGCAGCACUUCUAACUAUGGGGCCCCGAGUUCAGACCCAGUAACCCAUGUAGGCAACCUCUUAGCCCUAUGGCUGCUGCGGGCCCCUUUCAUUUCCGGAAUAGCUUGUGUACCUCGCUCCUACCUAUGUGAUCAUUUAAGCCUAACGGGAAAUGUGGGACUUGUAGUUCCUAAUGAUGCUGACAGGCGCGCUGCAUUCCGGGAGAUGGGCGGACGUGUUUCUAGCUCUUUACGAGGACGCGCUUGCUGCGGAGCUGUGUGACGUCAGUGCUCGGGUUUGCGCACGCACCGCCCACUCUGCGUCUGAGCUGCCGGGAGAGAGAGAGAGACAGAGAGACCGGGAGUGAAUAAAAAUGGCAGAUCAGCGGCAGCGCUCUCUCUCCACCUCUGGGGAGUCUUUGUACCAUGUGCUAGGAUUGGAUAAGAAUGCCACAACUGAUGACAUCAAAAAAUGUUACCGCAAGUUAGCAUUAAAGUAUCACCCCGACAAGAACCCAGACAACCCUGAGGCGUCAGAGAAGUUCAAGGAGAUAAACAACGCCCAUGGUAUCCUGGCGGACAGCACAAAGAGAAACAUCUACGACAAGUAUGGAUCCCUGGGCCUCUAUGUGGCGGAGCAGUUUGGCGAGGAGAAUGUCAACACAUAUUUUGUGCUGUCAAGUUGGUGGGCAAAGGCCUUGUUUAUGUUCUGUGGACUGAUUACCGGAUGUUAUUGCUGCUGCUGCCUGUGCUGUUGCUGCAACUGCUGCUGUGGGAAGUGCAAACCGAGACCCCCCGAGGGGGAGGAUCAGGAUAUUUACGUUUCCCCUGAGGACCUGGAGGCUCAGAUGCAGUCGGAUGAGAGGGACACUGAAGGCCCAGUGUUGGUACAGCCCGCUUCCGCCACAGAGACCACGCAGCUCACCAGCGACUCCCACGCCAGCUACCACACCGAUGGAUUCAACUGAGUGUGUGUGGGACCCCAGUGCUGUAGGAUUAGGAAGGAGGGGGGAGGACUGAAUAUGCCCCUACGCCCCCUCUGUUUAAACAACCCCUAACCCUCCAUCUGACCAGCUUUUAUCUGCUCCCCUUGGUGCGAUGAGUGAACAGCCAGGGGGCCGGCGCAUGCUCUCCACUCUCCAUGAUCAGAUUUUAAUUUAUUUUUAUUUUCUGUAUGUCUAGUUUUUAUUGGGUCUAUUUUUGUAUUGGAACCUGUCGAUGCCACCACCCUGGCCCCUCUCCUCCCCAACCCAGAGUAAUUCAUACCCUCUCUCUUCCAAGUGGAUUUCCCUUAGGGGAUGGGGUAUGGACCUUGGAUUGUGUGAAUGGAGCAUGAGAACAAGUCCUAUCCCUUGUGCCAGUUUUGACUCCUCCUUGUGCCCCAGUCACAUUGCUGUGCUGCUAGUUCUGUAAGUGUUUGUGCACUCAAUACAUCCCCCAUCCCCACUCCUUACUCUGUAAUUCUCCUGUAUCACCUCUGAGUGCCAGGAGAGGGUGUCAGUCACUUUUCUCUGGGUAGAAAAGUAAUUGUCUCGCCCUGUGUGUAUCCUGCUUUACCCAUAACUUCAGGAGAGGGUGAGUUUUUGAUCCCAUUUGCUGUAGGUUUAACUUCUGUUUUAGUGCGACUCUGUGGUACCUGUGCCCCAGAAAUGUAUUGAUCUGUUAUAGAGUUUAUUGUGGGUAAUUCUACCCUUGGGUCCUGGCACAGUGACUCCUACUCGGCUGUGCAUAGCGCUGGCAGUGUGGGCAGUGCCAUAUUUAUUUGUAUAUAGUGUCAGUAGUCUACAGAGUGCUGUGCUUAUCUGUAUAUAGUGUCACUAGUGUGCACAGUGCUAAUCAGUGUGUGCGGUGCUGCCAGUGAACCCGUCACUGUGCCAGAGAAGGAGAAUGACUGCCCAAAGACCUCCUCGCACUCUGUCUCCCCCAAUCUGAGUUAGCAUCAGUGUUAUCCCUACAGUCCAAUCUACUAGGCACCCAUCCAUACCAUAAUAUAAGUGUCUGCAGUAGCAACAAAUACCCAUCCAUACAUAUAGUGCCUCCAUUAGUAACAAGCACCCAUCUGUACAUUAGGUGCCCCAAGUAGUAACAAGCACCCAUCCAUACAUUAGGCACUCCAAGUAGUAAUGAGCAUCCAUCUAUACAUUAGUGGCUCAAGUAGUAACAAGUACCCAUCUAUACAUUAGUGCCCCAAGUAGUAACAAGUACCCAUCUAUAGAUUAGUGCUCCAAUUACUGACAAGUAUCCAUCUAUAGAUUAGUGCCCCAAGUAGUAACAAGUAUCCAUCUAUACACUAGUGCCUCAAGUAGUAACAAGUACCCAUCUAUACAUUAGUGCCCCAAGUAGUAACAAGUACCCAUCUAUACACUAGUGCCUCAAGUAGUAACAAGUACCCCUCUAUACACUAGUGCCUCAAGUAAUAACAAGUACCCAUCUAUACAUUAGUGCCCCAAGUAGUAAAAGUACCCAUCUAUACAUUAGCUGCCCCAAGUAGUAAUAAGCACCUAUCUAUACAUUAGCUGCCCCAAGUAGUAACAAGUAUCCAUUUGCUGCCCCAAGUAGUAACAAGUAUCCAUCUAUACAUUAGUGCCCCAAGUAGUAACAAGUACCCAUCUAUACAUUAGGUGCCCCAAGUAGUAACAAGUACCCAUCUAUACAUUAGUGCCCCAAGUAGUAACAAGCACCCAUCUAUAAAGCACCGAUGCAUUAGCAGGGCCUGUCUAAAGCUAGGCACAUGGGUAGAUGUGGUGCCUGUAGAGUUACUAGAUAAUGAGACCCAGUUAAACGAGCCAUAAACAUAAUGUUCAUGUAUUUAUUGAGGGAAAUCGUCCAAGGAGAGAUUUGUGGUGGUGGUUCUGUCCUAGAACAGCUCCUCCUAAAUCAUCCCUAUAGUUUUAAGGUCAGGUGACUCACUGGUCACUUGACAAAUUCUUUGAUAGUUGGACCUGCAUCGUUAGGUCAAUGUCUUGCUUCAUGUUCUCAGGAGCUUCAGUUGGUCUCAUCCUCCCACAGAACAUGCUUCAAAUAGUCUUCUGACUUGUCCAUGUGAUCUUUAGCAAACUGUUGGGCAGCAAUGUUCUUUUAGGAUGGUAGCAGUUUUCUCCUAGCAAUCCUAUUGUUGUUCAGUGUUCUCCUAAUGUUGGGCUUAUGAACACUGACAUUGGCCAAUGCGAGAGAGAGAGAGAAGCCUUUAGUCCCUUAGCUUUAACCUGCCUUACUGAGGUCCCCUGGAGCAUUACAACUCCUUACUCUUGUUAAUCUUUGUUGGAUGAAUUGCAUCCAUGUGUACAUAAUCUGUCUAACAGUGGGACUGGUGGAGCUCCAACUCUUUAGAAAUAGUUCUGUACUUUUUCCAGACUGGGAAACUUCAGUAACUGGUUUACUCUAGAAACCUCCUGUGUUGGAAUCAUGACCCCCCCCCCCCCCCCCAUCCCCACACAACUGUAUUCUUAAGAGUCGACUUUUGGAUAAUGAAUCCCCACUAUAAAUAAGGUAAUCCCCCCAUAUUACCAUCCUAUUAAUUGGACUCCUAAUUUCCUCUAAACAUGACCCGAUGACACCAGAUGGGCACAUUAUUCUGCCCAGACAAUAUGCCACUUUGGAUCAGUUUUCUCAGUAAAUUAGUGGCUCGUUUGGUUAAUUGGAUCUCAUUAUCUAGUUUUAGGGUUUGUGUACAUAUUUAUGUACAAAUAUUGAUUGGUGGGACCUUCAUUUUAUGAGGGGAUUGUGUCAAAACUGUCAAAAUUCUAGGAAAAUUUUAAAAAUCUGGCAAUAGGAAAAAUGCAAAUUGCCUGUGUGGCAUCACAAAAAAUUGCCAUCUGUUCCAGGAUCAUGUUGAAGCGGCAAGCGUAAAAUCGGGGUUCUGCUGUAAUUCCAAGGGGUUCACAGACUCCUGAGCACCUCUGCAUCUGCAGGUCUGCUCAUAGGUACUCACAGCUUACUCCAGGCACUUGGAAGUGGCCAAACGACAGGUUACUGUGUGGCACAACACAUAGACCCAUCUUUUUGGGAGAGGAUGGGACCCAAAUUAAAGGUAAAGUUAAUCAAAAAAAGCAUUUUUUGAGAGACUAACCACGUGUUUGAGGAGGCCCAGGUGCCCUGCUCUGAGCCUUCAGCUUAAUGAAGCAGAUAUCGGACACUCAAAAGGCCUUUUGAGUGCCUGCUUUAUAAACUAAACAGUGAUAAAGGUAAAGUUUUACUUAAGGGACCAGUAUAACCAAAAAGUCAACAGGUUUUCUAUGCAUGUUGAUCUGUUAUGCAGGCCAUACAUGAGCUGAUAUUUACUGCCAACGACAAACUCUCAGUAGCUUAUUGGCCAAUGCAUGGGGCCUACCUGACCAAAAUCUAGAUGAGAAUCUGUCAUUUAUUUAACUGGCAGGUCUAUAAAUGCUGCUAAAAGAGAUGGGUCUGUACAGGCUCCUGUUAUGAUCCAAUCAUUGGCCCUGAUGCCAGACAAAUGGAUUAGUAUGGCCCAGUACCUGGUGACUUUGCCAAAUCUGGAUCUAUUUGUGUACAGCCAACUAAACUCAGUUGGCACAAGCUGCAGUAGCUUUUAUUGUGACGUUACUACGGCACAUACUGUUGGAACCGCCCCCACUAAAGGGUCCAACUAGAGAUCAGGGUGUCAUAUAUUCAUGGCUGGGUAUGCAUGAUGCACAUUAUCAGGACUGACUGCUGGGUGUUUAUUCAGACCAUGUCCUACAAGACAAUGAGUGAAAGGAAGGUUCUUGCUGAUCUAAGAACCAUACACCAGAAUGGGCAGCAGGUUCAACACUUCCCUUUUCGUGAAUUGGAUCCCCCUCCCGUACCUCACAGGGUAUUGGGUACAGCAUCACACUCCAUGGGCAAUCAUGUGACUUGGGGAAGAAAUCUGCCCAGGGCAAGGGUAGAUGUCAGUGACUGUUGGGUAACUUGGGGGGUGCGGGAGAUGCCAGGGUCCCUCUGAAUAUCCACAGAGGAGAGAAUCCUACCCUGUUUAUAGCAUGUCAUGUUAUGUUUGUCUGAAUAUUUUUUCUCCUGUAAAAUGAAACCAGGAUGUACAACAAGUCGAAUCACUACUGUAUAAUAAAUGUUUCAUUGCA
Xenopus laevis (African clawed frog) is the source of this 5282-nucleotide messenger RNA. RefSeq names its product DnaJ heat shock protein family (Hsp40) member C5 S homeolog (gene dnajc5.S). The transcript is spliced from 5 exons. Gene Ontology annotation, biological process: regulation of synaptic vesicle cycle. Gene Ontology annotation, cellular component: cytosol; chromaffin granule membrane; cytoplasm. The record is from RefSeq and is a predicted model, not a curated record. Bases 579 to 1172 code for a protein of 197 amino acids. NCBI's taxonomy places the organism in Eukaryota, Metazoa, Chordata, Amphibia, Anura, Pipidae.